GAGAUCAUUCCUCUGCAUAAAUGAUAGUCGUGUGUCUGGAAUAAAAAUGGCCGCCUCAGCUUGUACCUCGUUACUGAGGGCAGGGAAAAAUUUGCUAAGUUCCUCCCUCCAAAUCAUUCCAAAGUCAUGCGGUGAGUGCGGCAGUCUCAGCGGCGUGAUGGCACAACAGGUUCGCUAUCGUACCUGGCCGUGUCACAUCAUGGUGCGAGACCUCAAGCGGCGGCGGAUGGUGAAGCAACUGGGUCCAGAACGCCUGCGAAUCAACUCCCUUCGAAAGAACACCAUUCUACCAAAGGAUCUCCAGGAGCUAGCUGACAGGCAGAUAGCAGACAUGCCAUUCGACAGCAGCAUAGUUCGUAUUCACAACCGCUGCGUGGUCACCUCACGUCCACGGGGAAUCCUCAGCCGAUGGCGUCUCAGUCGCAUCACGUGGCGCGAGCUGGCCGACUACAACCUUAUGUCUGGGGUUACGAGGGCGUGUUGGGGUCGCACAGGAUACCCAAGGCAAAAUAAGAAGAGGAAGGUCUUGUGGUGACCCUUAAGGAAGUCAUGAACUGUUGAAAUAAAAAUUACUAACUAGGAAGUUACAAGUGUGGGAGCAUUUGUAGAAUUGUCUAUAGGUUCAAACAAGCUGCAAUGCAAAUUGUAUGGUUGCUUUGACAGCCAUUUGGCUUACUAAUACUGUAGUUAGUGAUCAUUCAGAAAAAGUUAAGCGUUCCAUGAAAACUUAUGUACCAUACCUGAAAUAAAUUGUAACCAUACCAACUUUGUGGUGAAAACAAGUGUGUAUAAAUUUGUAUGUUGCAUGUCUGGGAGGGGCAUUAUUAUACUAGUACUAGUAUUCGAUUUUAGUCAGUUCUAAAUAUACAAGGAUUUCUAAGGGGGCGUGGGAGGGGGUAUCCUGUAUUUCGAGUUAUGAUUGUGACUUCACUAAUUUCUUUUCUUGUAGCUUUUGCUUAACAUUGCGUUAAAUAUCCAGUCGUGAUCAUAAUGUGUUAUGUACUUCCCGGAGGUUUGAACUAUCGUUCCA
Branchiostoma belcheri (Belcher's lancelet) is the source of this 1030-nucleotide messenger RNA. RefSeq names its product 28S ribosomal protein S14, mitochondrial-like. Gene Ontology annotation, biological process: translation. Gene Ontology annotation, cellular component: ribosome; mitochondrial small ribosomal subunit. The record is from RefSeq and is a predicted model, not a curated record. Bases 47 to 535 code for a protein of 162 amino acids. Lineage: Eukaryota; Metazoa; Chordata; Leptocardii; Amphioxiformes; Branchiostomatidae. The transcript has 4 exons. Gene Ontology annotation, molecular function: structural constituent of ribosome.